AUGAUGCAGGCAGAGCACAAGCCGCUACGUCAGCGCGAGGAUGCGGAACGAGGGGCGCCGUCACCAGGCUUGUAUGGCACCGUCAAGGCGGAGCAGCAAUGGAUGAAGGGCGCCGCCAAGUUUGCCAGGUGGCUUGAGACAUCGGAGGACACGGACCCAGUGAAAUGCUUCACCGUCUGCUGCACCGAUUUCAAGCCCCGCCGAGUCAAAGCGCCGGUGGUGCUGGCGUGGUUGUUGCUGCAAGCGCUGGGGCUCAUCUUCCAGGUCAUCCUGUUCCUGGAGAUUGGCCGGAACCUCGAGAGCUUUGAGGAGACACCCUGGCUGCCAACUGCGACGUCUCAAAGCAGCAGCAUGACAUUUGCCUUGGUCCAGCUUGGAACCUCAGCUACUCAGGGACGCUGUGCUUCCCUCCGAGCCAGGGACAGGCGGACUUCGACUUUGUGA
Molecule: messenger RNA, 444 nt
Organism: Effrenium voratum
Lineage: Eukaryota; Dinophyceae; Suessiales; Symbiodiniaceae
Source: the annotation of a GenBank genome assembly